GGCAAGAAUUCAUGGCUGGCCAAACACUUAUGUGUUUACAAAGGCAAUGGGAGAAAUGCUGCUGGGGCACACGAGAGGAGACCUUCCCCUUGUUAUUAUACGCCCAACAAUAAUAACAAGUAUUUAUAAAGACCCACUACCAGGUUGGAUGGAAGGUGCCAGAACAAUUGACAGCAUAAUAAUUGGUUAUGCAAAGGGAAAUAUCUCCUCUUUUCUUGGUGAUCCUCAGAUGUCUAUGGAUUUAAUACCUGGAGACAUGGUGGUGAAUGCCAUGAUAGCUUCAAUGGCUGCACACACCAAUCAGAACUCUCAGUUCAUAUAUCACGUGAGCUCAUCUGUAAGAAAUCCUGUGAAGUACUCCACACUGCUUGAAUCUGGACAUCAAUAUUUUCAGAAUAAUCCUCGAACCACGAGCGACGGGAAGCCCAUGAAGAUGACGGCGAUGCACGUCAUGAAGACCAUGACAGAUUUCAAACGAUACAUGUUCCUUCGAUAUCGGUUGCCAUUAGAGGGAUUUCGCUU
This is a messenger RNA of Phalaenopsis equestris, 522 nucleotides long. RefSeq names its product alcohol-forming fatty acyl-CoA reductase-like. NCBI's taxonomy places the organism in Eukaryota, Viridiplantae, Streptophyta, Magnoliopsida, Asparagales, Orchidaceae. Gene Ontology annotation, cellular component: intracellular membrane-bounded organelle. The record is from RefSeq and is a predicted model, not a curated record. Gene Ontology annotation, biological process: long-chain fatty-acyl-CoA metabolic process; suberin biosynthetic process. Gene Ontology annotation, molecular function: alcohol-forming very long-chain fatty acyl-CoA reductase (NADP+) activity.